Molecule: messenger RNA, 1953 nt
Organism: Sycon ciliatum
Lineage: Eukaryota; Metazoa; Porifera; Calcarea; Leucosolenida; Sycettidae
Product: MFS-type transporter SLC18B1-like
Exons: 1
Coding region: 207-1655 (482 amino acids)
Biological process (GO): transmembrane transport
Molecular function (GO): transmembrane transporter activity
Source: RefSeq, a predicted model, not a curated record
GACAUUAAGUAGUUGCGACAUCUGGCUCAGGUGAAGAUACAAUCAUAAGUGAGCGUGAAUGCUAUUUCUGACAUCCGACAGGUACGAGUCGUGCCUGUGUUUAUUUUAUUUUAUUAUAUUAAAACACUGAAUAGUCUAGUGCUGAUGGCAAGGUGGAGAACGGGAUAUUAGCAAACCCCAAAGGACGCCAUCAAGCAAAUCAUGAUAUGAGUGAGGAGACUGUCCUGACCGUCUCCAACGCUACGGAUUGCAAUGUAUCGAUGCAAGCAGAUCAGAAAGCAAAGCUGCCAGAGUCGGAUCUCUCUGACGCUCCCACACCUCGAAAGCAGCGUGAGGUUUAUGAUGGCGUUGGAGCCAAAGCCAAUACUCGUUCGCCAGUCCACUGCAACAUCAUCCUGCUGCUCGUCGCGAUCAACAACACGAUCGUGUGGACGGCUAUUGGCUUGAUGAUGCCAUUCUUUGGUCGGGAAGCGCUGAACAAAGUACCUAGUGCGAGUUUUGCAAAUCAUUUCGCCAUUGGUCUGAUAAUCAGCAUAGCAACACUUGUGGAAUUUCUCGCUGCUCCAAUCUUCGCCAAGGACAUUGUGAAUGUUGGAAGUAAGUUGAUGUUAGUUAUGAGUACAUUCGAGAUCAGUGCUAUGAUAUUUCUGUUUAGUUUUGUCGGUAAAAUCGAGUCGUGGAGUAUCUUCCUGGCAAUGUGCCUCUCUAUCCGCUUAGUGCAAGGCAUUUCAACAGCAGCAAACUUUGUUUCUUCAUUUUCCCUACUGGUCGGUGCCUUCCCGGAGUCGAACGGAUUAGUGAAUGGAGUGUUGAGGUGUGCUAAUGGAGUAGGUUAUGCUAUAGGUCCGGCAUUAGGCGGAGUUCUGUAUGACGUGGGUGGAUUUGCUCUUCCUUUCUACGUCGUCAGUGGUGUUCUUGGAAUCAACCUUGUUCUUCUCGUCAUGUUCCUGCCGUCCAUUGAAACGGAGUUGUCUUCAGUCAAGCUGAAGAGCAACAUUAGUUAUUGUCGGCUGCUUUCUAUACCCUGGGUGUGGAUGGUGCUCAUCAGCAUAUUCAUUGGCGUGUUAAUCAUGGGAUUCACAGAGCCAGUUCUCGCCGUGUACCUGAAGCAUGCAUUCAACCUACCGACUCUAUAUGCUGGAAUUGCUUAUGCUAUCCAGAGUGUUACGUUCAGUGGGGCCACUCUGCCCAUAGGCUAUUGGGUCGAUCGCUCGCUUAACCCCAGGCUCAUGCAAGCCGUUGGUCUCUUCAUAUGUGGAAUAGGCUGUCAGCUAGUUGGCCCUGCUCCUUUUCUACCCCUGCCAAAGUCAGUGGCUUUCACCUACCUAGCUAUGGUGCUGUUUGGCAUGGGAUGGGGCUUUACCGCUGUGUCGUCAGUACCUGAUAUUCUCAGAACUCUGGAUGCUCAUGGCUUGGGCAGUCCGGGGGAGAUGCGCGCUGCAGCUGCUGGCCUCUUCCAAGCAGCAGCCUCUCUUGGCUAUGGUGUUGGGCCAAUGCUGGGCAGCACAGUAACGGCAGCCGUUGGGUUUGAGUAUGGCACCUCGAUGUUGGGUGCAGUGUAUUUGCUCUGGACUGUGCUCUUCUCCAUUGCUGCAGCCAGCAGUGACAAACUGCUCAUUGUACAGCUUGAGAAUCUCGUGAAAGGUCAUUCUUAAACCAUUAAUUUCAUUGCCAGAAAACGUUAUUUAUUUUCCACUUCGGAGUUUUUUUGGAGCCAGGUGUCAGGUCGUUGAAUGUCUCAAUAUCGCUGUCAGUUUAAUGCCUUGUUGUCAUACUACCUGACUGUAUAACAUAUCGUUACCUUAGCGAACUGUUAGUCAUAACUCCUAUCUUAUUGGUCGUUUCUUCUCACUUAAUACUAUUGGCUCAACAUCCGAUUGAUAAUUUAUUUUCAUCACAUUUUUUCGCUUUAAACACUUCUCGCGUACUUCAGUAACAAAUUCACAUGCAUGA